AUGUCCCUCUCCGACUUGCAGCGCGAGUUCCCCAUCCAUUGGGCCGUAUACGGGAACGAUUUAGACGGGUUGCGAGGGGUUCUCGAUGCCAAUCGAGAGAUCGACCUCGACAAGCUGGACUGCCGUGGGAGGAGCCCCUUGAUGCUAGCCGUUUCGCUGGGGCACACAGCCUGCGCGAAAGAGCUGCUGUUGCGAGGAGCCGAUGCUGACUCGCAAAAUAAGGGAAUGUGGUCAGUUAGCCACGAGGCCGUUUCUUCAUGCGAUCCCGAUCUCAUCCGACUGGUCAUCAAGCACCGCGAUCAUCAGCGUAGUCUAAAGACCUCCCGCUCCAUGCGGUCUACCCUCAAAAAGUUGAAAGAUACUCCCGAUUUCUACGCGGAAAUGAACUGGGAAUUCUCCUCGUGGGUCCCCUUUGUGAGUCGGAUGUGCCCGAGCGAUACUUAUAAGAUUUACAAAAGCGGCUCGUCGGUCCGAAUCGAUACUACCCUCGUCGGUUUUGAAGGGACCUCCUGGAAGCGCGGGAAUCAGACCUUCAUUUUUAGGUUAACCGAGCAAGACGUACCACAGCUCAUCAUCAUGGACCACAACGCGCAAUCGGCGACAUGCCAAAGGAUCACCGACGAUGACCAGCUCGAAGAUUACGAUCCGCCGGAGGAGGCGAUUACUUUUAGGAUGAGCGAGCCAAUUUCCACCACCUACAUCGAUGUCGACAAGAUCGGAUUCGAGCGCUCGAAGGGCGGCGGGUUUUUCUCGUGGAUCGCCUCGUCGGAGAGAACAGAGAACGUGGACGGGUAUGACUGUAAGGUGUUCAACGCAUCGAACGUGGAUCUGGUGACGAAGCAGCGGCUCGAGCAUUUGUCCACUGAAGAUAAGGCUCGAUUGAAGCAGGAGUCCGACUCUCACCCACUUUCUUCGGUGCUGAAAAUGGUGCGGAGCGAAACGGCCAUGGAAUCUCCACAAUCGGCCGACCAUUUGGGCGGAAUCACCGUUGCCGAAUACCUGGACAAGGAUUUCGACCUGCAAUGUGAUAUUGGAAAAGCCAAGCAAAUCUGCCGGAAGUCGAACACGUUCAAGGCGACGCUGUGGCUGGCCGAGGACUAUCCGCUGCAGCUGCAGGAGCAAGUGAUCCCGAUCGUCGACCUGAUGGCCUCGAAUUCGGCGCAUUUUGCCCGGUUGAACAACUUUAUCCGCCUCCAACUCCCUGCCGGCUUCCCCGCCAAGAUCGAGAUUCCGCUUUUCCAUGUGGUCAGCGCCAAAAUCACGUUCGGCAACAUCAACAAGCCAGGGCCGUAUGUGACACCGUUGGGAGAGGACAUUGGCGGGGUGGUCAGCCCGGUGACGAUCGAAGACGUGGUGUUCGAGGUGCCCGCCGGCUACCGUUCCUACGAUGAGAAUGCGGCGGCCGGAUGGUGGGAUCGCGAACCGGACCAACGGACUGCCCCGCAUCCACCGGCACAGCGUCAUCUAUAUUCGGCCGAGCAGCAAGAGGAGAUGCUCCUACAACUGGCCAUCCAGCAAAGUCUCAGCGAUUCGGGCCAAGGGUCUGGCCUUCCCGAUUCCGGCGGAGCUGUCGCUUUUCCGAUUGAUAAAAUCCCAUUUGCCUACAACGGCGAGGACGCGCAGCUGGCCAUGGCGAUACAGGAAAGCCUGCGCCUGAACAAUGGAAAUGCGGGUGAGGCCGACCAGCAGCAGCAGCAGGUGGUCGCCCCCUUUCAAAUGUUGGCGAACAACGCGCUGGAGGAUGACCUGGCCCGCGCCCUUCGCAUCUCGCAGGCCGAAGAUGAACAACGCCGCCAACAGCUCGACAGCGACGACGAGGAGUUGGCCCGAAUUCUAGAGAUGUCGAAGACCAUCAAA
Messenger RNA from Mesorhabditis spiculigera, 1857 nucleotides. The record is from the annotation of a GenBank genome assembly. Lineage: Eukaryota; Metazoa; Nematoda; Chromadorea; Rhabditida; Rhabditidae.